Molecule: messenger RNA, 2207 nt
Organism: Humulus lupulus (European hop)
Lineage: Eukaryota; Viridiplantae; Streptophyta; Magnoliopsida; Rosales; Cannabaceae
Exons: 5
Coding region: 587-2023 (478 amino acids)
Biological process (GO): peptidyl-lysine monomethylation
Molecular function (GO): protein-lysine N-methyltransferase activity; protein binding
Source: RefSeq, a predicted model, not a curated record
UCUCGGGUUACACGGGUUGUAAUUCCAGAGCUCGGGUUGAUGAAGGAAACAACGAUGCCUUCAUUCAACCAGGCGGCCAUAAAGAAGAGCCGUCGUCCACGGAGGUUUGCAAGCUUUAUUUCCCCAAUAAUGGCGGCGCAAAUGUCACGGGUUGUCUUCGGGUUAUCACCGGGUUGUAAAAUGAUAUUAUCGGGUUGCUAUUAAAACGACACAGCCCGAUGCAAUGCGACAUUUCUGAAAAUGCAAUGCCAAUCCGUUUAGAGUGCUAAGUGAGGACAUGGGUGGGUGGCAAUGGCUUCUCUAAAGCAGUUUCCGACCUCUAAUGUUCAUCUCCGCCUCCUCUCAUCAUGCACACCGAAGAUGUCACCUAGAGAGCGGUCGGUUUUUCGGGUUAUCGGGCGGCCACAACGGGUAGGUCGGUUUUCUCGGGUUGUCUUUCGGGUGGGAGAUUUGCUGUAAAUACAGUUCGGGUUUGGUUGCAAACGACAGGGCGUGAUAUAAUACGACAUCUAUAAACAUGACGAUUUAUUUUUAAGCAUCGGAGUGACUGAACUGAAGUGCAUUCGAGUCGAGACGACAAACGACAAUGGCAGCUUCGAAGAUGGUAAUGGCUUCUCUGACUCACUUUCGCCCUCUAACGUGCACCGCCGCUUCCUCCUCAGCUUCUUAUCCUGGGCGCCUGGUGCCACAGCCGCAUGACUUGGUCAAGUGGGUCCGGAGGCAAGGAGGGUUCGUACACCGGGCAUUGAAGAUAGGCGAAGACAGCAGCCAUGGUCUUGGGCUUCUUGCGUCUGAGGAAAUUCCAAAGGGGUCCGAACUCAUUGCUCUUCCUGAACAUAUUCCUUUGAGGUUUGGGUCUCUUGAAUCGGACGAAAUUCACUCCGUUCUGGUCGAUUUUGCUCGCAAAGUACCUGAGGAACUAUGGGCGAUGAAAUUGGGUUUGAAGCUUCUGCAAGAAAGAGCAAAGGUCGGAUCCUUUUGGUGGCCAUACAUCAGCAAUCUCCCCGAAGCUUACAGCGUUCCAAUUUUCUUCCCUGGUGAGGAUAUUAAGAACUUGCAGUAUGCUCCUCUUCUUUAUCAGGUGAAUAAGAGAUGCCGAUUUCUUCUUGAUUUUGAACAAGAAGUCAGACGUGCUCUUGAAAAUUUGAAGCAAAGUGACCACCCAUUUGGUGGUCUAGAUGUGGAUGCAUCUUCCCUUGGAUGGGCAAUGUCAGCAGUCUCAUCUAGGGCGUUUCGGCUACAUGGUAAAAAGCUCCCAGAUGGUACUUGCCAGGAUGAUCCCAUGAUGCUUCCUCUCAUUGACAUGUGUAAUCAUAGCUUUGAACCCAAUGCUCGAAUAGUUCAGGAGCAAGGUGUGGAUAAUACAAAGAUGCUAGUGAAGGUUGUGGCAGAAACAGCAAUUAAACAGAAUGACCCUUUAGCAAUUAAUUAUGGCUGUUUAAAUAAUGAUUUCUUUCUACUGGAUUAUGGAUUUGUGAUAACGUCAAACCCUUAUGACUGUAUCGAGCUGAGAUACGAUGGAGCCCUUCUGGAUGCAGCAAGCAUGGCUGCUGGAGUUUCUUCCCCCAGCUUCUCUGCACCUUCUCCAUGGCAGCAACAAUUUCUAAGCCAGCUAGGUUUAGAGGGAGAGGCUUCAAAUCUCAAGGUAAGCCUAGGGGGUCCGGAAUUGGUAGAAGGUCGGUUAUUGGCGGCAUUAAGAGUACUUCUGGCGAAUGACAUGGAAGCAGUUGAGAAGCAUGAUUUGGAGACACUGAAAUCCUUAUCAGCCGAAGCUCCUCUUGGGGUUGCAAAUGAAGUAGCCGUUUUUCGCACAAUGAUUGCCCUUUGCGUGAUUGCACUCGGACACUUCCCAACUAAAAUCAUGGAAGAUGAAUCACUCUUGACAAAGGAUGUUUCAAGCUCUACAGAGUUGGCUAUCCAGUUUAGAAUUCAAAAAAAAUCCGUGAUAAUUGAUGUUAUGAAAAAUCUCACAAGGAGGGUGAAGUUACUGUCAUUGAAAGAAACGGUCACUGCCCAAGACUGAAUUUUUGUAAGCCUUAUUUAUUUGUUCAAGGCAUUUAGGUUUCUUAUUGCCAAAAUCAGAUUUUUUUAAGAAAACAAUAUUGCUGUUCAAGUUUUAGAUGGGUAUUGAGAGUUUUGUAAAAUGACUUUCGAGAAAUAUUUAUUUUGAGCUAAUAAAAAUAAAAAAUUAGAGCUAUAAUUAGUAA